CCUUACUUUUUAGAUGAACAAACUAAUGUCUAGGGCUAUUCAAGGUCUUUCAAGCAACUUGCCAGGGUGAUGAUGACCUAGGGCCGAGUCACUCUAGAAUCUUUACACAUUUUACUGUGCUAGGGGAAUCUUACAAGCAUACACUAGAUGUGUGUCGAGAAUACCUUCUGCAUAGGCUUGAAACAAAACUGAGAACCAGAAAGUAAAUCCAAAUAGUCCUGCUAACUGAGAUCAGGGACUUGCCUUAUAGCAAUUGUCCAGCCUCCAGACAGCUUGGCUUCAUUCAUACAAAAUUCCAAUGUGUUUAUUCUUAAACCAGCAAGAUGAUAGAGGGACUUGUCAUUAUCUGGAAUUUGUUUUGCCCUCUGGGACACUAAUCCUCCAGCUCUGAUGCUUCAAGGACUAAUAGCCCUCUCCAUCCCUGGCUAGGACCUGCUGCAUUGCCCGUUGAGGUUGUCGUGAAAUCAGGAGGCACAGGGGAGGGGGGCAGCAAGGCUAACAUCAGUCAGAUUAAUCAAAAUGAUGCCAAGUCUCAGCGGGGCAGUGACCUGUCCUCCCUCCCCAAGUGGCAGCCUUGGAGCUCAGGUCUGUGGAACUGCAGAUCCCCAGGAACAACAAGAACCACCACACUCAGGAGAUGGGCUUGACGAAGCUCAUCCUGCGCCGUGGCCAGAACUUCAGCUUAACCUUGACCUUCAAUCAACCCUUCCAGCCCCAGAAGGACCAGCUCACCUUUGUGGCUGAGACAGGACCAGAGCCCACAGAGCUUCUGGGGACCCGAGCCACUUUCUUGCUCCUUCAGACCCGGCCUGGGAAUGUCUGGAGUGCUUCUGACUUCAUUAUUGACAGCAACUCUCUCCAAGUUUCGAUUUUCACACCAGCCAGCGCAGUCAUUGGCCAUUACACACUGAAGACAGAGAUUUCUCGGGACCAGGGUCCUGGUGUGACUUACCCACUGGGCAAUUUCAUCUUGCUUUUUAACCCAUGGAGUACAGAGGAUGAUGUCUACCUGCCUAGUGAAACACUGCUGCAGGAGUAUAUCAUGAGCGAUUACGGCUUUGUUUACAAGGGUCAAGAAAAUUCCAUUACCUCCAGGCCUUGGAACUAUGGGCAGUUCGAAGAGGACAUCGUUGAUAUCUGCUUUGAGAUCCUGAACAAGAGCCUCUAUUUUCUAAGGAACCCGUCCAGAGACCAUUCUCAGAGGAGCGACGUGGUGUACGUAUGCAGGGUGGUGAGUGCCAUGAUCAACAGCAAUGACGACAGUGGUGUGCUUCAGGGGAACUGGGGAGAGGACUACUCCCAGGGCAUCAGCCCUCUGGAAUGGAACGGCAGUGUGGCCAUCUUGCGGCAGUGGUCGGCCAGGGGUGGGCAGCCUGUGAAAUAUGGACAGUGCUGGGUCUUUGCCUCUGUUAUGUGCACAGUAAUGAGAUGCUUAGGCGUUCCAACAAGAGUCGUUUCCAAUUUCCAUUCUGCACACAACACAGAUGGGAACUUGACCAUUGACACCUACUAUGACCGAACUGCAGAAAUGCUGCCAACUCAGAAGCCAGACAAAAUCUGGAACUUCCAUGUCUGGAAUGAGUGCUGGAUGAUCCGGAAAGACCUUCCACCAGGGUACAAUGGCUGGCAAGUUCUGGACCCCACCCCCCAGCAAACCAGCAGUGGGUUGUUCUGCUGUGGUCCAGCCUCUGUGAAAGCCAUCAAGGAAGGGGAUGUCCACUUGCCCUACGACACCCCUUUUGUGUUUGCGGAGGUGAAUGCUGACGAGGUCAUUUGGCUUUUUGAGGGUGGCCAGGUCCAAGAAAUCCUGGCCCAUAAUACCAAUUACAUUGGGAAGGCAAUCAGUACCAAGAUGGUAGGGUCAGAUCAGCGCCUGGACAUCACCAGUUCCUACAAGUACCCAGAAGGAUCCUCUGAGGAGCGGUCUGUAUUCAUUAAGGCUUCCCGGAAAUUGCUGGAACCAAGAAGGGACUCUUCAUCCCUCCUGGAUCUCCUAGGGUCUGAGGGCUUUAAGGAUAAGCCUGUGCAGCUGCAACUCCGCCUGGCUAGGGAACCCAUGUGGGGCCAGGACCUGAUGCUCACACUACAUGUCCAGAGGGUUCCAGACAGAGCCCAUAGUCAGGACCCCAUUGGACUGACGGUACGCUUUUGUGCACAGGCCCUGCUGCAUGGGGGCAGCACUCGGAAACCCUUCUGGAGACAUGCGGUACACUUGAAUAUGGACAUUGAGAAGGAGUUACAGUGGCCACUCCUGCUGCCCUACAGCAAUUACAGGAACAAGCUGACAGAUGAAAAGCUGAUCCAUGUGUCUGGCAUCGCUGAGGUUGAAGAGACAGGGCGGUUCAUUCUGAUCCUAAAAGAUUUCUCUCUGGAGCCUCCCCAGUUAUCAAUUGAGGUGUUUGAAAGGGCUGAGGUGGGCAAGGCCCUGAACAUCUAUAUCACCCUCACCAACACCCUAAUGGUGGCUCUGAAUAACUGCACCAUGGUUCUGGAGGGAAGCGGCCUUAUCAAUGGGCAGAUAACAAAAGACCUUGGGACUCUGAUGACCGGACACACCAUCCAAAUUCAGAUGGAGCUCUACCCCAUCAAAGCUGGGCCCCACCAGCUACAAGUCCUCAUCAGCAGUAGCGAAGUCAAGGAGAUCAAAGGCUACAAGGACGUCUUCAUUGCUGCAGCUCCAGGCUUCUGAGCCCGGUCUUCCCAAUGCGCCCCCCCCCCAAGUCUCCUUCUCAGUUCCCCAUCCCAGUUCCCCUUCCUAUCCCCAGCAUAGCCUGCUUUCUACUUCUCAAGUGUUGUCUUUGUUCAACCUCUAUAGUGGGGGCAAAUGAAACUCUGUAGAACCGCUGUGCAUCAUGGGAAGAAACAAUAAAGAUGCAUUAGCUGUC
Mesocricetus auratus (golden hamster) is the source of this 2885-nucleotide messenger RNA. RefSeq names its product transglutaminase 7 (gene Tgm7). The record is from RefSeq and is a predicted model, not a curated record. Bases 638 to 2689 code for a protein of 683 amino acids. Gene Ontology annotation, molecular function: protein-glutamine gamma-glutamyltransferase activity. Gene Ontology annotation, biological process: peptide cross-linking. Lineage: Eukaryota; Metazoa; Chordata; Mammalia; Rodentia; Cricetidae. The transcript has 12 exons.